UUCCCACCCACGGCACGACCACCGACUGCCAGAAGUCUCCUCUCCUUCCUCCUCCCCGCCAGAAAGGUCACGCAAACAGCAGCAGGCUUGUCGCUGACUGACACAGCGGCAGUGGCACAAUCCCUACCAGAUUCCUUCCUUCUCGUCAAUGGUAGGAACGGUUUAUAUAUGAGAUGGUUAGUGAGUCAUACUCGGCUUCAACGAUCAGCACCAGCACCGCACCGCAGCAUUUACUCACUUCCUCGCUUAACCGCCAUGGGCGCGCCAGGCACAUCCCCCUUCCCAGGCAACAGCUUCGUCAUCCUCUCCGUCUCCGUCGUCGGCAUCCUGGCCACUUCCCUCCUCCUCCUCGCCUACUACCUCGUCCUCACCAGGUGCGGCUUCGCCUCCUGGCGCCGCGACCACGACGACGUCGUCGCCACGCAGCAUCACCACCACAUCGUCUACUCUGCGGAGCCAGCACCGAGCCGCGGGCUGGAGGAAGCGGCGAUACGGCGGAUACCCACGCUCCGGUACCGGAAGCCGCCAGUGCCGCCAUGCAAGGCACCAGAGGCCCAGGUGGCGGGCGAGUGCGCGGUGUGCCUCAGCGAGUUCCAGGAGGGGGAGAGGCUCAGGCUGCUGCCGCCCUGCCUCCACCUCUUCCACAUCGACUGCAUCGACGCCUGGCUCUACGCCACCGCCAACUGCCCACUCUGCCGGGCCGCCAUCUCCGGCGCCGCCUGCCAGCCCCAGCCCCACAUUACACUCAACCAAAUCGACACCGUCAACGUCAUCCAAGCCGACCACGUAGUCGUCGACAUCGCGUCGCCGUCCCGGGGCGAAACGAGCGACGUCGGUGGCGUACCUGCGACGGGAGUGAGCAUGGGAGACGAGCGCAUUGACCCGAGGAGGGACGAGGUGUUGGACGUGCAGCAGCCGAUGAGAAGGUCGCUGUCCAUGGACUCCAGCAACGACAAGCACCUGUACCUCGCCCUGCAGAAGGUCCUGCGCCACCACCACUCUCAUUCCGCAUCUCUCGGGGAAGACCGCAAAGGGGAGAGCAGCACCCCCGCAGCCGCCGCAGCCAGCAGCCGGGCAGCAGGGAGGUUGCGGCGAUCCUUCCUCUCGUUUAGCCACAGCCGGAGCUCCAGAAGUGCCAUCUUGCCAAUCUGAAACUAUGGUUCAAUAGUAGUAGUAAAUCACUACAUUGUACUCCUAGUACAUUGUACAUUACUUGUGGCUAGACUAGAUGAUUUGAUUGCUCAACUUCAGUUAUAUGACCCUCUCACUGUUUUCAUUUUUUUGGUUUUCUGUUUU
This is a messenger RNA of Hordeum vulgare subsp. vulgare (domesticated barley), 1296 nucleotides long. Its product is annotated as RING-H2 finger protein ATL16-like. Gene Ontology annotation, molecular function: transferase activity. The record is from RefSeq and is a predicted model, not a curated record. The transcript has a single exon. NCBI's taxonomy places the organism in Eukaryota, Viridiplantae, Streptophyta, Magnoliopsida, Poales, Poaceae. The coding region runs from base 169 to 1152 and encodes 327 amino acids. Gene Ontology annotation, biological process: protein ubiquitination.